Messenger RNA from Linepithema humile (Argentine ant), 1882 nucleotides. It is a transcript of the gene Ubi-p63E, whose product is annotated as polyubiquitin-A. The record is from RefSeq and is a predicted model, not a curated record. Gene Ontology annotation, cellular component: nucleus; cytoplasm. Gene Ontology annotation, biological process: modification-dependent protein catabolic process; protein ubiquitination. Lineage: Eukaryota; Metazoa; Arthropoda; Insecta; Hymenoptera; Formicidae. Gene Ontology annotation, molecular function: protein tag activity; ubiquitin protein ligase binding.
CAGCGUAAUAAUAUGCGUGUAGAGCACUGUGUAACAUCGCGUCUGACAGUUUUUCAAAUUGUCUACGACAAUUUCAGUGAGAUUUAUAAAUAUCUACAGCAACUAAAAGCUUCCAGAUAAAAGAACACAAUGCAGAUCUUUGUGAAGACAUUGACUGGGAAAACUAUAACUCUUGAAGUUGAAGCUUCUGAUACUAUUGAGAAUGUAAAAGCCAAAAUUCAAGAUAAAGAGGGUAUUCCACCCGAUCAGCAGCGUUUGAUUUUUGCCGGAAAACAGCUUGAAGAUGGUCGCACUUUGUCCGAUUACAACAUCCAGAAGGAAUCUACUUUGCAUUUGGUUCUCAGACUGCGUGGUGGAAUGCAGAUUUUCGUUAAAACCUUGACAGGAAAGACCAUAACGUUGGAAGUUGAAGCAUCAGACACAAUCGAGAAUGUUAAGGCAAAAAUUCAAGACAAAGAAGGCAUCCCUCCGGAUCAGCAGAGAUUGAUUUUUGCUGGAAAACAACUUGAAGAUGGUCGCACUUUGUCUGAUUACAAUAUCCAGAAGGAAUCUACUUUGCAUUUGGUUCUCAGACUGCGCGGUGGUAUGCAGAUUUUCGUCAAAACUCUAACAGGAAAGACCAUUACGUUAGAAGUCGAAGCAUCAGAUACAAUUGAGAACGUUAAGGCAAAAAUUCAAGACAAAGAGGGCAUCCCUCCGGAUCAGCAGCGUUUGAUCUUUGCCGGAAAACAGCUUGAAGACGGCCGCACACUUUCCGAUUACAAUAUUCAGAAAGAAUCUACUCUGCAUUUAGUUUUACGGCUUCGCGGAGGUAUGCAAAUUUUUGUGAAAACUCUUACAGGAAAAACCAUCACUUUAGAAGUCGAGGCAUCAGACACAAUCGAGAACGUCAAGGCAAAAAUUCAGGACAAGGAAGGAAUCCCUCCGGAUCAACAGCGUUUGAUCUUUGCCGGAAAACAACUCGAAGAUGGUCGAACGCUCUCAGAUUACAAUAUUCAAAAAGAAUCCACUCUUCAUUUAGUUUUGAGGCUUCGCGGUGGUGGUAUGCAGAUUUUCGUUAAAACUCUUACCGGUAAAACCAUCACGCUGGAAGUCGAGUCUUCUGAUACUAUUGAGAAUGUAAAAGCCAAGAUUCAAGAUAAAGAGGGUAUCCCACCUGAUCAGCAGCGUUUGAUUUUUGCUGGAAAGCAACUGGAAGACGGGCGCACUUUGUCUGAUUAUAAUAUCCAAAAGGAAUCCACUUUGCAUCUGGUUUUAAGGCUUCGCGGUGGAAUGCAGAUUUUCGUCAAAACUCUAACAGGGAAAACCAUCACGUUAGAAGUUGAGGCAUCAGAUACUAUCGAGAAUGUCAAAGCUAAAAUUCAAGACAAAGAAGGAAUCCCUCCGGAUCAGCAGCGUUUGAUCUUUGCUGGAAAACAACUUGAAGAUGGUCGAACGCUCUCCGAUUACAACAUUCAAAAAGAAUCCACUCUGCAUUUGGUUUUGAGGCUUCGCGGUGGUAUGCAGAUUUUCGUCAAAACUUUAACAGGAAAGACGAUUACAUUGGAAGUCGAGGCUUCUGAUACCAUUGAGAACGUGAAGGCAAAGAUUCAAGAUAAAGAGGGCAUUCCUCCUGAUCAACAAAGACUGAUUUUUGCAGGCAAGCAACUCGAGGAUGGACGCACUUUAUCAGACUACAAUAUUCAAAAGGAAUCUACACUUCAUCUUGUGCUUCGUCUUCGGGGCGGAAAUAUUUAAUUCUAUAACUGUGAUUUUUCAGUUAAGCUUUAAUUCUAUUGUGUUACGACAAAUUAUGAUAAAUUUCUAAUUAUAUUUAUUAAUUUGAAAAUGAUAAAAUUUUUAGUGAGAAUUCUGUCAAAUAAAUUGCAAUUAAUAAAUCCUA